This is a messenger RNA of Exophiala dermatitidis NIH/UT8656, 4107 nucleotides long. RefSeq lists its product as uncharacterized. Lineage: Eukaryota; Fungi; Ascomycota; Eurotiomycetes; Chaetothyriales; Herpotrichiellaceae. The coding region runs from base 254 to 1660 and encodes 468 amino acids. The record is from RefSeq and is a predicted model, not a curated record. The transcript is spliced from 5 exons.
UCGUUGUCUGGCCUCCCAAGUCCCCUUCUCGCUCCUCCCCCAGAAUUGCUCUCGCUCUUGACCCGGCAUUUUAUUUCUCCUUCGCCAUCCAGCAAGCAACAACUCAUCAACAAUCCUCCAUCCUGCUCUCCACUCCUUUUCACGCAUUGCGUCGCGUUUGUGUUCUUGGUAUUGUCCGGCUUCGAAUCUCCUCUCAAAACUAUACGCCUAAUCCCUAUUAAUUCCUCCCGCCAUCCCUUUGCAGUCGGACAUCAUGGGUUUGCCCAUGUUUCGAGAGCCUGAAGAGGCUGCAGCAGAAGAAGCCGCUCUGAAACUCGAUCAAAUCGCAGCCACUAGGCGCUCUACUAUUCGGCGCGAAUCCAGUGUGCGGCCGGGUCGCAUAACCUCCUCACGCUCCCUGCUUGAUCGCAUUAGAGAAACCCGUCGUGAAGCCACCAAUGAACAAAGAAAUACUUCGUCCCUGCAACCAUCGGCGCGCUCACAGCGCGACUCCGAACGCGACAUUUACGAUCUCGACGCGGAUCUCGGCCGUCUGCGCUCUCUGCGCAUGAGACAGCGCGCCCGCGCAAACCAACUCGAGCGCGAUAUAAACAGGCGUAGUGACCGCGUCCGCCUCGCCGACCCUAUGUUCCGGCAUGAUGCGAGCCUUGAUUUAUCGCCACCAGUCGACCCGAGUCUUGAAAGCGCCCUAGGCCCUUCGUUUCCCAGCCCCGAUGAACUGAUUGCGCAGCAUCUCCCUCGUCCUUCGCGAGAAUCCGGCCUGAGAUUUGAAGUCGCAGCAUCGUCACAGUCAGAAACGGAAACGUCGCGCCAACCACGACUAUACUCCGGCCGCACUACGCGAGUUCCCAGUCCCUCUGCUCUGAGACGAAUCAGGUCCACGCUGAUGCAUGCCAGCCGAGCGGCCAGCUUGGACAACGACCUCGACGAUUACGGAGUCGCUGCUGCUACGCUAACUCCUGGGUUUGCCCCUGCCCAGGGCGCCGCUCAUUCGAGCGCAGAAAACCUAGGAGACGAUCGGGCUAGAAGAGCAGAGUACGGAACGUUGGACGGGUUCAUGGAUUUGGACGUGUCGCCAGCGGACGGCCACGACGCCUUAUACCCACCGCUUCGACGUGUCAAUCACGCAUCUCCUCGCCCAGUUAUAGGAGCUGGCUCGAGAAUCGACGGCCUUGGUGACCGCAUGCGCAGUCCGAGUCCGGCAUCGGAUAACCCUGAAGAGGAGAACUGGACGACACUUUUGACGACCAUGGAUCCUGGACGAUCGACCGCCGCAGCGUCUUUUAUGUCGUCAAAUUCGGAUUCACGGUCCGGCUCGAAUCGCUCGUCCCAAGCCACUAGCGCCGCUACCAGCUUCGGCGAGAUUGCGGCCGAUGAUUCUUGUGACCUUGAUCUCCCGUCCGGCAUCACCGAGGCAGAUGUGCGCGAAAUCCGAGCCCGCCAUGGCAGAUUACGGAGGGAGCCGCCGUCCCGCUCGGACGAGUCUGUUCACGACGCCAUCAACAACCGGAAUGUGUCUCGUGGCGGUGGUAACGACAGAAUCCUCGAGUUGGAAGUGUUCAGCGUCAUUUUGGAUCGCAUGCAGCGGAGAGAGGAUAUCCCUGAGGAAUGGUGGGCUGCCGUGGGACUUUCUCCGGACGUCGUUCGGGGCAGUGCUUGAAGUGCGCUAUAAAUCCAUGUUGGCCGCCGAUACGUGUGCCAACUGAGCCAAACGCUGUCAUCAAGUCGGAAUGUGACGAGAAAGAGAAUAGUUAGCCCGGGAGACGCACACUUGGUUACCUUCUACAACAUGAACAAGGCGUCGUCUGCUACUCGUUGGCCAGACUUGGGGCACUCUCCAUCGAGAAUCGCCCCCGACUUCAGAGGAAGUCUUGUUUUGGUCCUGAGACACGUUCAUCCGUCCAAUUCUUCCGAGGAGAAAAGUGUCUCGACUACCAGUACAUUUUCUAUAUCAGAAACGUGUGUCGUCUUGUCGAUCAGAGCCAAAAAGGCGGGCAGGCAGACAGGCUUUGGCCAGCACACGGGAGGUAUACCUUGCACUUCUGGGGUCUAGAGAGAUCUUCUCAGGCCUGUCUGUAUACAUGAGUGAAAUUUGUCAAGGAAUUGCUCGAUGUCUUGGGGCGAUCUGCUGCAGUGGCACGCCAGGCCUUUUGGUCGUGAGGGCUUCAAGGAGAACUUCGGCUUUUCAGAAGUGAACCUUACAAAGGCUGGACCUUUGGUUUUUCUCUGUUGAAAAGCAGGCGAAACGACGUGGAACGGAAUGCCAAACCGAGAUGGACGGGGAGCGAGUGACUGCUUCGCAUCGCAGAAAUACACCAUUCUGCUACCAAAGCGCCGAGUCGUGGGGGACCAUAGAAGACGAGAGAUGACGAUGAUACCCACUGGCAGGGUGUCUUACCAUAGGUACUUUCUGUCGUUUCGUUCAUUGGAUGGAAUGAUGAGUUGAUACCUACACUACCUGCCAUACCUGCCUAUAGGUACCUACCUAUAGGCAGAUACCUACUGUACAGUAUAGUACAGUACAACUUGUACAUUGUAUAUCUUAUACAGCGUGUGGGCGCCGGCGCCGGGAUGGAUUGGAUUGGAUGAAUGGGUGGAUUUUACAGUGGACGAAAAGAGCUUGAACCCGAAAAAGAAAAGUCAUUGAAAAAUACAAUAUGUCCGGCAAGUUUCUGGUCAUCCUGCAUUACUAAUAGUCCAUCCAUCCGUAAAGCUCUUUGUCCACCGGCAUCCCUGCAUCAUAGGGGACUAUACAAUGGCCACGAUCACUAUCGGAUACACCAGGCUCGCUCACGCACUUGAUAUAUGGGGACUAUUCCGUCCCUUAUUAUUAUUAGGCACUUCCUGGCAUGCUGCGACGCCUGUCACGGCUUACAUGGGUUUCAGAAUACCAGGGGCACUCAGAGCAAGAUAUCGAUCCUGGCAAGCUGAAUCUGUCCAGUCGCGCCCUGGCUGGCUCCCAAAGCCAGAGCGGCGGCAGCGCCACUGCAUUGCCAUACCGCUGAGCACAGAUAUUGCUAUUCACUGGCACACUGGGAAGAGGGCUGCCUUCGCUGUCUGCGUCUCCUGUGGCCUGGCUGCAAAUGUUGCAGCGUUUUGUGAACUCCUUGCCGUAUCUGCCGUCCAUGCGGCGUCAAAACCACAACCGUCAGGGCAAGGCAAGCGUCGACAGCCAAACCCACCCUGCCUUCCUUCUGCCGCACCACAUCAUCGAUCACCUCUUUAUCAAGGUUGGGAAACAUGCCACACAAGGUCUCCACUACCGUCCUAUGCUCUGCUAGUUGUAUCCGCCGGGCUUCGGCAGCCUCGGCGCUUGCUUGUCUUGCAGCCGCUUCUUGGGCAUUGUAGGUAGCCACGCCUGCUUCACGCGGAGGUUGGAACACGGCCGGACUCAAUCGACCAGCAUUCUGCGAUGGCACUGGCACGUUGGACGGCGACGACCUGCGCUCUUGAGAUGUCUCUUGUUCCGAGAAUAUCUUCCCAAUGGUUGAAAGAGGUCGCUGAAUGACCCCUUCGAGUAGGGCUGCUGGACGUCACAUCCAAGGAGUUCCUCGGAGUGAGCUCGGGCUCAGCGAUGCUCGACUUUUCUCGAAAUGUCACAGGCGGGUUGACCACUUCAGCCUCUCUGUUCUGGGCGGCAAUUUGGGACACCGCAAUCUCGACGUUUCGUUCAAACUCCUCGUCGCUCACGGUCAAGCUCGUGCGAUCCAGGUUUUCAAUGAACUGGAUUGCUCCAGAUAGAGAAGACAGGUAGUAUCCUGCCUCGCCGCCGAGCUUAUCCUGGUUCCGAAAUCGGAGGAUAUACUGUACGUUGGAAACAAGGUGCUCUGGAUUAGCCUGAAGCACAACGUAUAUCAGAAGUGGCACGAAGGCGUCUGCCGAGGUAUCCGCACUCUUUGUGUUUUUCAGCAACCCAAAGAUGACUUUGCAGCAAUUCAAAACGCAGAUGACUUUGUCUCGAGGAGCACGAUAUCCUUUGAUUUUCAGCAGUUCCUGUUGGGCCAAUUUGAGAAACCUUUCUCCGUUGGGCCCCACUGGCUCAAGAUCAAGGUGCUGUUCCCUCACCCAGCUGUAGAUCCGAAUCUUCUGAGCAAGGAUUUCAUCUCG